Messenger RNA from Olea europaea var. sylvestris, 1963 nucleotides. RefSeq lists its product as uncharacterized. NCBI's taxonomy places the organism in Eukaryota, Viridiplantae, Streptophyta, Magnoliopsida, Lamiales, Oleaceae. The record is from RefSeq and is a predicted model, not a curated record. The coding region runs from base 397 to 1752 and encodes 451 amino acids. The transcript is spliced from 5 exons.
GUGACACAAAAUGGCUUUUUACACCCCCCAAAGCUCCACUCUCCUUUUCACAAGUACUAUAUUUGUAACCUUUCUCCUACGCAGUCGCUGCUGGAGAUUUAUGACUAUACCAUACAGUUGUGUCGUUUUUGAAGGGGAGGGUAUUUUGUCUUAUAUUGCAUUUGCAUGAUGUUAGUGAUUGUUCAACAGUGUUUUACACCAUAUUUACCAGUCAGAUAGCUACACUGCCCAGCUGUUGGACUAAAUUCUCCAAUCACUUUUUUGUGACAAUGAGUUCUGUGUUGAAAUGUGGUUCAUUUUGGGAAAAAAUAGCAUAAGUUUUCUUCGAUGUAAUUGUAAAUAUUUCAAAACAAAUUCAAGUUUGUUAGGUAGAAAUUCUCUUCAAGCUUUGCAGCCAUGGAUCUUACUAGCACCAACUACUUGGAAACUCCAUCCUUGUUUGCACCUCAAGGGGGAGCAACAUUAGAGAGCAGCAAUGGAUUGACAAACACAAAAAACCCAUUUUUGGAUACGUUUUCUGACCCUCUUUGCAAGCUGAAUCUCAAGGAAACUUCUGAUUUUGUCAAGUCCUUUCCAAUGGCAAACAAUGGCACAGAAAGUAGUGGUUUUCUUGAAGUUUCAGCUCAGAGGAGUAGAGGAAAUGGAGUGGACUCUGUCUCAAAGAGAAAUGUAGAAGCUCCAUCUACACCUGGGAGGCCUAUUUUCAGCUUCAGCAGUGGAAAUUUUAGAAGAAAAAGUUUCCCUUCAAAAUGGGACGAUGCAGAGAAGUGGCUUGUUAGUGGCAGCUCUUGCCAAGACUCCCCUUCCCACCAGCCUGAUGUCUUUCCAGAAAAAUUUAGGGUUUCAGAGGAAAAGGUCUCUAAAGUUGUUUCAAACUUUCGAGGGGCUUUAGCACUGAACCAUCAAGACUCAAACAGAGCUUUCGAUGGCAAUGUAACACUCAAAGAUAAAUUCACAAAUGAGGUUUGUCCCAAGUUUAAGUUUGUAGAGCCAAUGAAAGAAGGAUUUUUUUUUGAGAAUGCGGUGGAAGAGUCGGCAGAAGAUGCGACCUCAGAAGUAGUUCACAAGGUAAAACACCGUGACAUUGGAACAGAAAUGUCCCCUCUUGGCAGCUCGACCAAUUCAAGAUGCCCGACUCCGUUCAUUAGCACAUCACCUGUACGCCAUAACACUCCAGCUAACAGGUCCGGCCCAUUGGCCUUGGCAAAUAUUGACGAUGCCAGCACUAUUGACACAAUGCAACUGCAAGAGUGCCAUUUAGCCAAGUUACAUCAUGAGAUGCAAUUCGAUUCUGUGACAACGAAUUGGAGCUCUAGAGAAGAGGAGGAGGAGGACAUAUCGAAGAGCUUGAGACACUUUGAGAUAAAUAUCGAGUGCAGGAAGAGUAUUUCCGAGUCUAGAUCCUGUACGUGGGAGGAAGAGGAAAAGACUAAGUGGUGCCUCAGGUACCAAAGAGAAGAAGCGAAAAUCCAAGCUUGGGUGAAUCUCCAAAAUGCCAAAGCAGAAGCCGAAUCCAGAAAGCUUGAGGUGAAAAUACAAAAGAUGAGAUCAAAUCUGGAAGAGAAGUUAAUGAAGAGGAUGGCAGUUGUUCAUCGAAAAGCCGAAGAAUGGAGAGCCACAGCCCAGUUUCAGCACUCGGAACAAAUUCAAAAAGUCGGUGAACAAUCGCGCAAGUUGAUGAGCAGAAAUACCAUGCAUUUCUCAGGUCACAAAUCUUGUGGUUGCUUCCCUUGCAAUAGCCAUCGCAUAUGAAUUCAUUUACCCCAGCAAUUGGAACGCUAUCAUCUUAAACAAAAAUCACGUAGAGAGUUGAGUCCUUGGAAACAGAAAUGUGAUCAUUUGCUAAUUCACAUGUGAUGGGAUAUGACAACACUUCUUUGCUUUCUUAGUUCAAAAUUGCUUUCUAGAGAAUACAAGUUGAAUACAUUUUUUCUUGAAGGCGAAGAAUUAACUUAUUCACAGA